AUAUUGAAUCAUAAUUUUCAUGUCCGCUUUCUGUAAUUUCCAUUUUCCACUACAAAUAUACAUCCUAACGAACGUGAAAUUUUCCUAUUUUGCAGCGAAUGCGGCUACCGGUCUGUGGAAUUUAUUUCAAUUUUUUCCGAAUAUUCUCUCGACUGAUUAGCUUUCACAUCAACAUUUUCCGAAGAUUUAAUUGAUUAAUCGAAUUCGUACAGCCGGAGGCAACCAUUAGGGUUUCCGUAAUCUGAUUUUAACGAAAUUUGGGAGAUAAUUUGCCAAAGAAAUGGUUAAAUCAGGGGAACGCCCGUUCGCCGACGAUCGGUGCAUCGACGCGGCGGAUCAAAACUCCGACAUCGAGGAUUCCGUCGACGCAUCUUCGAGCGGUAUUGAGACUCCUGCGACUGCUAAUCCGUCAUUCUCGCGGAGGUUAACGGAUAUAUUUCUGGGGGACGGCGAUGAAGAUCUGUUGCUACAGAGGACCGAUAUCGGAGAUGGCUUAUUGCAGUGGCUUGGGGCUUUGGACAUGCAGGUGAUGGGGGCUUGUCGCGCGGAUGAGAGGUUGAAGCCUUUGCUGAAACUUAACAUCUCCGGCGGCGAUGCUGAGGAUCGCCUGCUGGCUCAACUCUGUGAGCAUUUCGAGCCAUCAGAAGUGGGUCUGCUUGCCAGGUGCUUGUGUGCUCCUCUCGUUUCAAUCCGGGUGGGGAAAAUCAACAAGCAAGGAACAGUAUUAUGUCCAACAUCAGUGAGAGGGAAUUUGUGUCUCACACUACUGCCUACUUCUGACCUCCGUGUCUCAUUUAAUGGAGAUGAUGGUUCUGUGGAGAGACUGGCAACAUUAAGCUCUGAGGCUCACUGCACUAGCUUAGAGAUUGAAGAGAUUUCUGCAGACAACUCUGGAAGAUCAUUUUUACUCAGGAUUGCUGAUAAUAUGGUUUUUUAUUUUUGGUGCUCUGAGAAAUCUCAAUAUUUAGGGAAUGAAAUGCUCAGGAAGAUGAAUGAUUUGCUUAUAAGAAAACCUUCACUGGCUGAAUUAACUGGAAUAAGUGAUGGCCGCCUCAACUCCUUUGCAACUCAGCUCAGAGCUUAUCUCCAUGGAUCAGUAGUGAGUAAAGCACAGUCUAUUGGUGUUCUGCCGUCUAACGGUCCUUCAGAUGAUGAUUCAUUUGAUUCUUCUGAGCUUCAUUACGGCUGCCGAGGGUUAAUGACAAACCUGAACCAUCUUGAUGGUUUCUAUCCCAAAUCUGGUUCAUUUGAAGCGAGCCUGCCAAAAAGUUUGUCCUCCAAAAAUAUCACUGCCAGAGAAAAUUUGAUGCAAGUUGGAGACGGCAAUGCUUCACCCAACAGCUUGUUUCUUGCUUCAACAAGCGAUGCUGAUCUAUCGAAUUCUAUAGGCUUUGCCAAAGGCAAGCUUCCUAAAGCAAAUUUAGUUCACUCAUUUUCUGUUCUAAAUGUUGUGGAUGCAUUUGGUAAACCUUUGGAUGUCCCUCUUUGUGGUCCAAAAGUACAGGUUCAUUCCUCUGGUCCAUCUCAUUUGUCUCCUCAAUACUGCUGGUGUCCUCCCGUUGCUUCGGCGCUGCAUUACACUUUCUGGAACUCCCAAAUGCCAACCGAGUCUCUUCAUUUGCCGCCACUUUCUUCUCUACUGGCCUCUAAAUCAUCUCCAAGCUUGUCUGAAGUUCCAGCUAUGGAUUUUCCUAGCUUUCAGCCGCAUCCAUUAGUAACUAGUCUAGCAACCUCUCAGCAGAUCCCGACAUUUACACCUUUGAUGUGUGACCCAAUUGUCCACAUUCCCAUCUAUUCAUCCGGCCCGGGAUUAUUAGUUAGUACUGGCCCAGCCAUUGCAACCACGAUUCCUCCAUUAAAUCUGAAUCGUGUGGAUCCUCGCAUCACAAAUUCUGAAUCUGCCCUAGAACAAGGUGCUAGGGAGACUCUCCGCAUGCUCAUUAAUGGCACCAACAGCCAACCCAACUCGAAGCUGCUUGAGAUGUUGCCGCCCGUGUUGAGCAGCAGUGAUGACAUUGACAAGCCAAACCUACUUAGUAUUGGAGGAAGCAGGGGUUUCUAUUGUGGGACGAGAGAUGUCUCCGGUGGUCCGACCAAUAUGAGCUUCAUGUUUCUGUCGGAGAAAUCGCCGGGUGGUGGUUUUGGCUCCAGCAGUGAUGAUUCAGUUGAUAAGGAGAGGCCACAGGACUUUGACUCAUCUGGUUUGGAUUCGGGAAUGGAAUGAUUAGAUGCCCAGAGCCAAGCAUUUUCAUGCUCGUGUAUACUGUUUUUGUCAACAAAUGUAGAUAUUAUUAGCCUAGCUCUUAGGCUAGAAAAUCAGCUUUGUUAUAGUGUAAUCCCUAAACUUUUGUCAAAUGAAGCCUAUUUGUUUCUUUGCUGUCUA
This is a messenger RNA of Salvia miltiorrhiza (redroot sage), 2383 nucleotides long. RefSeq lists its product as uncharacterized. Lineage: Eukaryota; Viridiplantae; Streptophyta; Magnoliopsida; Lamiales; Lamiaceae. The record is from RefSeq and is a predicted model, not a curated record. Bases 281 to 2224 code for a protein of 647 amino acids. The transcript has 4 exons.